Messenger RNA from Cuscuta epithymum, 825 nucleotides. NCBI's taxonomy places the organism in Eukaryota, Viridiplantae, Streptophyta, Magnoliopsida, Solanales, Convolvulaceae. The record is from the annotation of a GenBank genome assembly.
AUCCAAAAUCCUCAUUCCUCAUCAUUCUAUCAAAACCUUCUCAAGUUGAGUUUAGUGCCGUUUGGUAAUCGGAAGAAUGGCUCGUACAAAGCAAACUGCCCGGAAGUCUACCGGCGGAAAAGCUCCCAGGAAGAGUCUUAGUGUGAUUAAGGCUGCCCGGAAGCAAGUCCCAACAACCGGUGGGGUGAAGAAGCCGCACCGUUAUCGUCCAGGAACAGUUGCUCUCCGUGAAAUCCGAAAGUAUCAAAAGAGUACAGAGCUGCUGGUGAGGAAACUGCCGUUCCAGAGGCUGGUGCGGGAAAUAGCACAGGACUUCAAGACGGAUUUAAGGUUCCAAAGCCACGCCGUUCUGGCUCUCCAGGAGGCGGCCGAAGCGUACUUGGUUGGGCUGUUCGAAGACACCAAUCUCUGCGCCAUUCAUGCUAAGCGCGUCACCAUCAUGCCCAAGGACGUCCAGCUUGCCCGCCGUAUUCGCGGCGAGCAACCUAUUAAAUCUUGAUUUUCUUUUUUCUUUUAUUAAUGAUAAUAGUAUGGUAGUCUAUAAGCGGCUUAAUUAAUUAAGCACCACCUCUAGUACGUACGUUACGCAGCUGUUUGUUAAUUUGGUCGAUCAGUUACUUUGUUAAUUCCUAGUAUUCCGUAUGAAUGUAUUAUAUGCAAGGUUGAUGACUUUUGACUUGAUGAUUGUUUUUUGGGAAAUUGCACUUUCAAUCCCUUAAAGAGUGCCCAUAUUGAAACGUAAUGUCCGUGUUUUCAAGUUUUUAAACGUCAUCCCUGAAUUAUUCAAAUUAUUGUGAAUAUGGUUUUUUGAGAUGUGACAUUUAC